Pteropus alecto (black flying fox) is the source of this 2895-nucleotide messenger RNA. It is a transcript of the gene TTC27, whose product is annotated as tetratricopeptide repeat domain 27. NCBI's taxonomy places the organism in Eukaryota, Metazoa, Chordata, Mammalia, Chiroptera, Pteropodidae. The record is from RefSeq and is a predicted model, not a curated record. Gene Ontology annotation, molecular function: protein binding. The transcript is spliced from 20 exons. Bases 248 to 2782 code for a protein of 844 amino acids.
UACCAAGGCCUUGGGUUGGUUUCCUAAGCGGAAGCUAGUGCAGUGUGUGUUUUUCCCAGGGUACUCAGCGCUGCUGUCAUGGCGGCCUCCUUGGUCCGAUAUCCGCACAUGGGUUUCUACGGUCGUGGGUGUAUUCACAGCAACUGUUGCCACUAGACUUUGGUGUCUUUGGACCCUCCUCCUUCCACUUUCUUUUGCUGACUCUGGUGUGACCCUUUUGGGAACCUGUUUUGGCUGAGGGUUCGGGAUGAUGUGGACCCCGGAGCUGGCAAUUUUGAGGGGCUUCCCCACUGAGGCUGAGCGGCAGCAAUGGAAGCAGGACGGAGUCGCCGGCUCAGAGAGCGGAUCUUUCCUACAAUUGCUGUUAGAAGGGAACUAUGAGGCCAUAUUCUUAAAUUCAUUGACUCAAAAUAUUUUUAAUUCAACGACGAUGACCGAAGAAAAGAUCGACAGCUACCUAGAGAAGCAGAUAUUAACAUUCCUGGAUUACUCAACAGAUUUGGACAAAACCGAAAGACAACAGCUGAUAUUCCUAAUUGGCGUGAGCAGUUUGCAGCUUUUCGUUCAGAGUAACUGGACGGGGCCUGGUGUUGAUUUACACCCUCAGGAUUUUUUGCCAUCUGUUUUGCUCCAGCAAUUCAGUGAGGUCAAGGAACUGGAUGCAGUUGUACUGAGUAUGCUCAUUCAAGAUGGUGAAUCAAUCUACAGCCUGACCUUGAAGCCUAUACUGCUAUUAUUAGCACGAAUUAUCCUAGCAAAUGUCAAGCAUAAACUGACAGCUAUUCAGAGCUUGCCAUGGUGGACUUUGAGAUGUGUGAAUAUUCAUCAACAGCUGCUUGAAGAACGCUCACCACAGCUUUUUGCUCUUGCGGAAGAUUGUAUCAAUCAAGUGAUGAAGCUAGAGAAUCUGUUUGUAGCUGACUCAGGUCGCUGUUUCGCUAUUCAAUUCCAUCUGGAAUGUGCAUAUACAUAUUUAUAUUAUUAUGAUUAUAAAAAAGCAAAAGAUCAGUUCAGUAUUGCCAAAGACAUCAGCAAAUUGCAAAUUGAUUUGGCAGGUGCUUUGGGAAAAAGGACACGGUUUCAGGAAAAUUAUGUGGCACAGCUUAUUCUAGAUGUAAAACGGAAAGGGGAUGUUUUUUCAAAUUGUGAAUUCAGUCCAGCCCCAACUCCUCAGGAACAUUUAAUCAAGAAUCUUGAGCUCAAUGAUGAUACUGUUCUAAAUGAGAUAAAGUUAGCAGAUAGUGAACGGUUUCAGAUGCCCGACCUGUGUGCUGAAGAGCUUGCUGUUAUCCUUGGAAUCUGCACAAAUUUCCAAAAGAGUAACCCGGUGCAUAAAUUAACUGCAGAGGAGCUGCUGGCAUUUAUAUCGUGUUUGCUUUCACAACCAAAGUUCUGGGCCAUUCAGAUAUCAGCCUUGAUCCUCCGGACAAAACUUGAGAGAGGAAGCACACGCCGAGUAGAACGGGCAAUGAGGCAGACACAGGCUCUUGCAGACCAAUUUGAAGAUAAGACUACAUCUGUACUGGAACGUCUGAAGAUAUUUUAUUGCUGUCAAGUACCACCUCAUUGGGCCAUUCAGCGGCAACUUGCAAGUUUACUCUUUGAGUUGGGAUGCACCAAUUCAGCCCUUCAGAUAUUUGAGAAGCUGGAAAUGUGGGAAGAUGUUGUCAUUUGUUAUGAAAGAGCCGGGCAGCAUGGGAAGGCAGAAGAAAUCCUUAGGCAAGAGCUGGAGAAGAAAGAAACUCCAAGUUUGUACUGCUUGCUCGGAGAUGUCCUCCGAGACCACUCUCACUAUGACAAGGCCUGGGAGUUGUCCCAGCACCGCAGCGCACGUGCCCAGCGCUCCAAAGGCCUCCUCCACCUGCGACACAAGGAGUUUAAAGAAUGCGUGGAGUGCUUUGAACGCUCGGUGAAGAUUAAUCCCAUGCAGCUCGGGGUGUGGUUUUCUCUCGGCUGUGCCUAUUUGGCCUUGGAAGACUAUGGAGGUUCAGCGAAGGCAUUUCAGCGUUGUGUGACUCUAGAACCCGAUAAUGCUGAAGCUUGGAACAAUUUAUCAACUUCCUACAUCCGAUUAAAACAAAAAGUAAAAGCUUUUAGAACUUUACAAGAAGCCCUCAAGUGCAACUAUGAACACUGGCAGAUAUGGGAAAACUACAUUCUGACUAGCACUGAUGUUGGGGAAUUUUCAGAGGCCAUUAAAGCUUAUCACCGGCUCUUGGACUUACGAGACAAAUACAAAGAUGUUCAGGUUCUUAGAAUCCUUGUGAGAGCAGUGAUCGAUGGGAUGACUGAUCGAAGUGGAGAUGUUGCAACCGGCCUCAAAGGAAGAUUGCAGGAGUUGUUUGGCCGAGUAACUUCUAGAGUGACUAAUGACGGAGAAAUCUGGAGGCUGUAUGCCCAGGUAUAUGGGGACGGGCAGAGUGAAAAGCCCGAUGAGAAUGAAAGGGCGUUCCAGUAUCUCUCCAAGGCAUACAAGUGUGAUACACAGUCCAGUUGUUGGGAGAAAGAUAUUACAUCAUUUAAGGAAGUGGUUCAGCGAGCUGUAAGACUUGCACAUGUGGCUAUGAAAUGCAGUAAAAACAAAUCUAAGCCCCAAGAAGCUGUUCAGGUGCUUUCUUCAGUUCGACUCAAUCUACAGGGCUUGUUAUCUAAAGCAAAGCAACUAUUUACAGAUGUGACAAGUGGAGAAAUUUCUAGGGAGUUAGCUGAUGAAAUGGCAGCUAUGGAAGCCUUAGUAAUAGAGCUCCAAGACCUGAGCAACCAAUUUCGAAAUCAGUAUUGACCGUCCUGGGAGCAGUUUCUGGAAAAGGUGCUCUCGCCUUCUGGAAUUUCUCUGUACCUGUGUAUCAGAAACACUCGAUACUGAUUUUUUAAAAUAAAUUUUUCUUUAAUGGC